AUGAUUGCGCCUGCAGCCAAAGUCGCCGUCAUUGGCGCCGGACCGGGUGGUCUCUCCGCCCUCAAGGAACUCCGUGAAGUCGGGUUCGACGUCACGCUGUUCGAACGGCGAUCUGACGUGGGCGGUCUCUGGACCUUUUCGGACGAUCCCUCCCUUACUUCCGCCAUGCCAUGGACCAAAUCACAGAUAAGCAAGUUCAUUUCAUCAAUGUCGGAUUUCCCAUUUCCUGAUCAUUAUCCCGCACAUAUCUCGGCAGAAGAAUGGUCAGAAUAUUACAAGGCGUACGCAAAGCACUUUGAAUUAUACAACAACAUUGUUUUCAACGCUACUGUAGAGUUGAUUCAAAGAGACCACAAUAGAGGCAAAUGGCUUGUCCACGUGGCAGGCGAGGAGGCGCGAACAUUUGACAAGAUCGUGCUCGCGAGCGGCUCGGAAACGACACCCGUGUAUCCAGACAUCGAAAACUUGGACCAGUUUCGAGGGCAAUUCACGCAUUCCCAGGCCUAUAAGGGGCCCGAGGGUAUGAAAGGGAAGACGGCGGUGGUGAUAGGCGUGGGAAACACUGCUUGUGACGUCGUCGUAGAACUAGCGGACCAUGCGUCCAGAGUUUACCUAUCUCACAGGAGAGGCGCGAAAAUCAUCCCGCGCAUGAACGCAGACGGACCCAUAGACGCUGUCAUGUCUUGGAGAACUUCUCGUCUCGGUUUCUGGCUGGAGCACUACUUUCCGACCAUCUUCGGUCUACUCGGUGAAUCUGUCGUCAAGAAGAACGUCCAAGCACUUGGCGAGCAGGACCCGGACUGGGGCUUCGAGCCGUCUCCCAGUCUCGGAAUCAGCUUCAACGCUAUCGUCGUGAACGACGAACUUUUCUCGAGACUCCGAGACGGGAGCGUACACUCUGUACGGGGUGUGAGACGAAUCGCAGGCCCGCACGCAGUCGAGCUGGACGACGGCAAAAUCAUCCAAGACGUGGACGUCAUCAUCGCGGCUACCGGGUACCGUCCGGACUUCUCGCUGGUGCCGGACCUGUCUCAUAACACAAUGUCGGACCCAAAUCACCCGGCGCUCCCGAAUCUGUACCAGAACAUAUUCGCCGUGGAAUACCCGGACUCGCUCGCCUGCGUGAGCUACUGUACCGUGAACGAUAACGCAGCGUCGUACCGGGAGCUCCAGUCGAUGGCCAUCGCGCAGGUAUGGGCGGGCAACUCGUCUUUACCUCCCGCGGCCGAGAUGCGCCGGAACCUUGCCAUGUACCAGCGAUGGAUCUGGAAGAAAGUUCGCGCCUUCUCGGGGGCUCCCACUGGAACCGGUAGACAGCACUCAUGGAUGAGGUUCGUGCACGAGAUGGCGGGCACUGGUAUGUACGAAUACCUUGGCUGGGGACGGAAGGGAUGGCAGUUCUGGUGGCAGGACAGGGACUUUUACCGGCUCGUAGCUUGGGGGGCGUAUUCGCCGCAUAUGUAUCGUCUCUUCGAGACGGGAAAGAGAAGAACGUGGCCUGGCGCAAGGGAGGCUAUUAUCAAGGUCAACAAGGAUAGAGACAAGAUGUUCCCGAAGACGAAACACAAGGGCAAAACGGCUUGA
Messenger RNA from Colletotrichum karsti, 1584 nucleotides. RefSeq names its product dimethylaniline monooxygenase 2. Lineage: Eukaryota; Fungi; Ascomycota; Sordariomycetes; Glomerellales; Glomerellaceae. Gene Ontology annotation, molecular function: NADP binding; flavin adenine dinucleotide binding; N,N-dimethylaniline monooxygenase activity. The transcript is spliced from 7 exons. The record is from RefSeq and is a predicted model, not a curated record. The coding region runs from base 1 to 1584 and encodes 527 amino acids.